AUGUCAAUGACCUCGGAUAUCCAGGUUUCAUUCGACACAGAUUUUUUCAAUAUCAUAAACAAUGAACUAGUCGACACGUCCUCAAAACGCCGCACAAUAUGUUCAAGCACCAAACAACCAUUGAAGUUCGAGGUUCCAGUUGCUACCAAGGAGGAUGUCGACCGGGCCGUGGACUAUGCAGCUAAAGCCUACCCAUCCUGGAGCAAGCUGUCGUGGGAUAAACGUGCCGAAUACCUCUUCAAGUUCGCCGACGCCAUCGAGGCCAAUAAAGAUGGCUUCAUCAAGCUUCUCAGUCUUGAAGCUGGAAAACCGCCGCAGGCUGCAGCCUUCGAGAUGGCGCUGGUGAUAGGUCUUGCCAGGCAGAUUCCUCUCUUAAGGAUCAAGGAGGAUAGGCCUAUAGAUGACGAGGAGCGAACCGCCAUCGUACGCUACGUUCCCCUAGGAGUGGGAGUCGGAAUCAUACCGUGGAAUUUCCCUCUGACCCUAGGAAUUGGAAAGUUAUUACCUGCGCUAUUAGCGGGUAACACCUUUAUCUGGAAACCAUCUCCGUUUACGCCCCACGGAGCGCUGAAGUUAGCCGAGAUUGGAGCUAAGAUCUUUCCUCCUGGUGUCUUCCAAGCCCUGAGCGGAGAUGACAGCCUGGGUCCUUGGCUUACAUCUCACCCUGGAGUCGCCAAGGUCAGCUUUACUGGAUCAGUUGAGACUGGCAAACGCAUUAUGGCGUCCUGUGCUGGCACACUCAAGCGAGUGACCUUGGAGCUUGGCGGUAAUGAUGCCGCGGUCAUAUGUGAUGAUGUCGACAUACCUUCCGUCGUCAAUAGUGUCGCCUUUCUCAGCUUUGUACAUUCGGGGCAGAUCUGCAUGGCUAUCAAAAGGAUUUAUGUGCACGAGAAGAUCUACGACCAAUUCCUUGCCGAGAUGGUGAAGCAAGUCAAAACAUUCAAGAUGGGAGAUCGUAGUGACCCUGAGGCGUUCUUUGGUCCCGUCCAAAACGAAAUGCAAUAUGAAAAAGUAAAAUCUUUGUACGCAAAGAUAGGUGCAGAGGGUUGGAAAGCAGCAGUAGGCGGAGAGAUAAAAGACAGCGAAGGCUUCUUUCUACCGGCUACGAUUAUUGACAACCCACCCGAUGACUCUGAAAUUGUGCAGCAUGAGCCCUUUGGCCCUAUUGUACCUGUUCUUAAGUGGUCGGACGAAGAGGACGUGAUCCGACGAGUCAAUGAUACGAAACUUGGCCUCGGCGCGUCAGUCUGGAGUAGCGAUGUGCCGAGGGCCCAGCGUAUGGCCGAGCAACUCGAGGCUGGUAGUAUAUGGGUUAAUACACACUUCGAGCUUGCGCCUAGCGUACCGUUCGGAGGGCAUAAGGAGAGUGGCAUUGGAAUGGAUUGGGGAGAGGUGGGUUUGAAGGGAUGGUGUAACCCUCAGGCUUACUGGGUUAAGCACCUAAAACCUAAGUCGGCUAACUUGUGA
Messenger RNA from Xylaria bambusicola, 1467 nucleotides. RefSeq names its product aldehyde dehydrogenase. The record is from RefSeq and is a predicted model, not a curated record. Gene Ontology annotation, molecular function: aldehyde dehydrogenase (NAD+) activity. NCBI's taxonomy places the organism in Eukaryota, Fungi, Ascomycota, Sordariomycetes, Xylariales, Xylariaceae. The transcript is spliced from 5 exons. The coding region runs from base 1 to 1467 and encodes 488 amino acids.